Trichosporon asahii var. asahii CBS 2479 is the source of this 3105-nucleotide messenger RNA. Its product is annotated as copper-exporting ATPase. The transcript is spliced from 3 exons. Gene Ontology annotation, molecular function: ATP binding; P-type divalent copper transporter activity; ATP hydrolysis activity. Gene Ontology annotation, cellular component: membrane. The coding region runs from base 1 to 3105 and encodes 1034 amino acids. The record is from RefSeq and is a predicted model, not a curated record. NCBI's taxonomy places the organism in Eukaryota, Fungi, Basidiomycota, Tremellomycetes, Trichosporonales, Trichosporonaceae. Gene Ontology annotation, biological process: copper ion homeostasis; monoatomic cation transport.
AUGAGCUUGCUCCAGUCCCCGCAGCCGAAUCGCAACCGGGGGUCGUCCAUUUCCUCGGUGGCGUCCUCCAUGCUUUCCCCCAUCACCAACAUGCUCUCCCUGCCGAAAGUCGAUGAGCACAAUGACCACGACGGGCAUGUCGCGUUGUCAAGCCCCGGAACUGACGAGCGAAAACGCGUCGAGCUCCGGAUAGGAGGUAUGACUUGCGGUGCUUGCGUUGCCGCUAUUGAGGGGCAGAUGAGGGGAAUGGAAGGGAUCCAGAGUGUCCAGGUCUCGCUGCUGGCCGAACGCGCCGUCGUCGAGUACAACCCCGACUUCAUUGACGACAAAGGGAUGCACUGGAACGACGCCAGAAUAGCGGAGGAGAUUGAGGAUAUCGGUUUUGACGCCGAGGUCGUUGAACUGGGUGCUGAGGCUGCUGUGGAUCUCCUUAUUUAUGGACUAUCGAAUCCCUCCCUCGUCCCGGAUGUUGUCCGCGAGGCUGCCUCACUACCUGGCGUGUCCGAUGUCGUGCUGCCGGUUCCCUACGAUCACCUGUCCUUCGUCCACACUCCGACCCUCACCUCUCUGCGCGCCGUUGUCGACCACCUCGCGGAGAAGUUCCCAAACCUCUCGUUCUUGCCCACGUCGAGCGAGAACGACUCCCAGCUCGCGUCGCUUAGGAAGCACCGCGAGAUUGCACGAUGGCGUCGGAUCUUCGUCCUGUCUGCGAUCUUUGCCGUCCCCAACUUCAUCGUCGGCAUGAUGCACAUGUACCUCCCGUUCAUGGGAUGGACGAAGUGGAAGCUCUUCACGGGCAUCUACCUCGGCGACCUCGUGUGUCUCUGUCUGACGAUCCCGGUCCAGCUUUUCUUGGCCAGGAUCUUCUACAUCAACGCCUGGAAGAGCUUGAAGCACGGAUCCGCGACUAUGGACGUCUUGGUCGUCGUCGGCACCUCGGCUACUUUCACAUACUCGGUCCUCUCGAUGUUCUUCGCCAUGUUCUCGUCUGACAAGGACUACCGACCGCAGACGUUCUUCGACACGUCUACCAUGCUGAUCACCUUCGUCGCUCUGGGGCGUUACAUCGAGAAUCUCGCCAAGGGCAAGACAUCGACUGCGCUGACCAACCUGAUGGCCCUGUCGCCUUCGUCCGCGACCAUCUUCACCGACCCCGAGAACUACCACGACGGUGCCGAGACCCGCAAGAUCCCGACCGAGCUCGUGCAGGUGGGCGACGUCGUUCUGGUCGUUCCUGGCGAGAAGAUUGCCGCUGAUGGCGUCGUCGUUUCCGGCACGACGACCGUCGACGAGUCUAUGGUCACAGGCGAGUCCCUGACCGUGCCCAAGACAGUGGAAUCGCAGGUCAUUGGAGGCACCGUGAACGGCCUUGGCACUGUCACUUUCCGCGUCACCCGAGCUGGCUCGGACACGACACUUGCGCAUAUCGUCAAGCUUGUCGAGGACGCGCAAACGGCCAAGCCGCCCAUCCAGCAGUUUGCCGACCGCGUCGCUGGCAUCUUCGUGCCCAUUGUCAUUUCGCUCGCCAUUGUCACGUUCUUCCUUUGGCUCGCGAUCUCCAUCUUCAAGCACAACCUGCCUCCCGCAUUCCAGGCCCCCGGUGCCUCGAAGUUUGGCGUGUGCCUCAAGCUGUGCAUCUCUGUCGUCGUCGUCGCCUGCCCCUGCGCGCUCGGACUCUCGACCCCUACGGCUGUCAUGGUUGGAACGGGCGUUGGCGCCCAGAACGGUAUCCUGAUCAAGGGCGGCCGCGCCCUGGAGACCGCGAGGGACAUCAAGCGCGUCGUCCUGGACAAGACCGGAACUGUGACCCUGGGCAAGAUGACUGCUUCUGAGAUCUGCUGGGCUCCCGCGGGCGUGCCUACGUCCGAGACCGGUCUUACCCCGACGCAGGCCCUCUCGCUGACUACGGCGGCCGCACCCCUCCAGCGCCAUGCUGUGCUUGCACUUAUCGCUCUCGCUGAGAGCCGCUCCGAGCACCCACUCGCCGUCGCCAUCGCGUCCUACGGUCGCGAAACGCUGAACGAGGCCGGUCUGCCGCCGCCAUCAGGUGAUGUCAUCGCCUUCGAGUCUAUUCCCGGUGAGGGCAUCGAGGCCACCGUUAGGCAGCACGGUACCGAGGACAAGGUUCGCGUGGGCAAGAUGUCGUUUAUCCUUGCCGAGAAGGAGGGCGAGAUGAAGGCUACGCUGCCUCAGGCCUUAGAGCGCUUUGAGGAGGCUCAAUCCGCUGCCGCGAACGUUGUCACCUACGUCUCCAUCAUCCGCGGUGGUGUUGCCAUUCCCGUCCUCGCCCUUGCCCUCUCCGACGCGCCGAAGCCAACAUCCGCGCAGGCCAUUCAGGCUCUUCGCGCCAUGGGUCUCCAGGUUACGCUCCUCUCCGGUGACAGCGAGGCUACCACCCGCGCGGUCGCCCGCCAGGUCGGCAUUGACGAUGACGAAGUCUAUGGCGGUGUCUCGCCGAAGGGCAAGGCUACGAUCGUGCGUGACCUUGCCCAGCAAGGAGGCGUGGCCAUGGUCGGAGACGGUAUCAACGACUCUCCCGCCCUGGUCGCCAGUAGUAUGGGCAUAGCCCUUGGCUCGGGAACCAGCAUUGCGAUGGAAGCUGCCGAGGUCGUCCUGAUGCGCGGAGACUUGCUCGACGUUGUGGCUGCUUUGGACCUUGGCCAGGCGAUCUACAACAAGAUCAAGGCGAACCUUCUCUGGGCGUGCUGCUACAACAUCUGUAUGAUCCCGCUCGCGAUGGGUGCACUCCUCCCCUGGGGCUUCCACCUGCACCCCAUGAUGGCCGCGGCUGCCAUGGCCUUUUCGUCCGUCAGCGUCGUGCUCUCCUCGCUGAGCCUGAAGUGGUGGCGCCGGCCUGCGAACUCGGUUCCUGACGGCGAGUUUGUGGAGAAGGGCGGCGCGUCGCGCGGCCUGGAAGAGUUCGCCAUGGCCCGUGACGCGCUCCUCAUGAAUGCGCGCCGCGCAACAUACAACCUUGCGCAGAAGCUGCGCACCGUGCCCGGCGUCGGAAACGUCGUGGAGCGCCUCGGCCUGCACCGGUCGAGCAACCCGGCCAUUGUUGUCGACGACUACGAGGCGAUCCCGCUCACAAGCGGGCGUGACUGA